Messenger RNA from Cajanus cajan (pigeon pea), 2064 nucleotides. Its product is annotated as F-box protein At1g47056-like. Gene Ontology annotation, cellular component: SCF ubiquitin ligase complex. Gene Ontology annotation, molecular function: protein binding. The record is from RefSeq and is a predicted model, not a curated record. Gene Ontology annotation, biological process: SCF-dependent proteasomal ubiquitin-dependent protein catabolic process. NCBI's taxonomy places the organism in Eukaryota, Viridiplantae, Streptophyta, Magnoliopsida, Fabales, Fabaceae.
UUUAAAAAAAUUGUCCACUUUAUCGGGUCACACCAAACAGAGCAGAAAAAAAGUGAAAUCAAAUGAAUAUUGAUUUCACGUCCGCUUCUGAACUUCGAACCCAAACCAUUCAAACGCAGAAGAUGAAGCUGAAGAACCUUGAAGAGAGUUAGUUACUGUGAGGCUUGGCUUCUCUCAGGAAACGUUCAGGGUAGUAACGGUGAGGGCCUACAAUCUCAACCGUUAGUUUUUUCUAGCCGCCGUGGAUGGGCCAAUCUGCGUCCUCCGCUGCUGUCGCUAGCCGUCGCGAGAGGGACCAAGGCCAACGCUCCGUCAACGUCUCCAAGACCAGAUCCGCCGCCUCGGUUUCGCCGAUGGUAACUUAUUCAGCCGGCGAAGAAGACAGCGAAAACCUUAGCGUCGAAGCAGUUACCGAUGGAAUUGCUGACUACAUCUCCGAUCUCCCGAACGAGUGCGUGGCUUCGGUGUUUCAGUUUCUCGGCUCCGCCGAUCGUAACCGCUGCUCGCUCGUUUGCCGGCGGUGGCUGCAGAUCGAAGGACAGAGCCGUCACCGGCUCUCGCUGAACGCUGAAUCGGAUCUCCUUCCGGCGAUUCCGUCGCUCUUCUCUCGCUUCGAUUCGGUGACGAAGCUCGCGCUGAAGUGCGACCGCAGAUCCGUGAGCAUAAAAGACGACGCGCUAGUGUUGAUCUCGCAGCGGUGCCCUAACCUCACGCGCCUUAAGCUCCGCGCGUGCCGCGAGCUCACCGACGCCGGAAUGGAAGCGUUUGCCAAAAACUGCAAGGGAUUGAAGAAGCUCUCGUGCGGAUCGUGCACGUUCGGAUCCAAAGGCAUGAACGCGGUGCUCGACAACUGCGCCGCGCUGGAGGAGCUCUCCGUGAAGCGCCUCCGCGGAAUCACCGACGCGGCAGCGGCGGAGCCCAUCGGUCCCGGCGCGGCUGUGUCGUCGCUCAGAACCGUGUGUCUGAAGGAGCUCUACAACGGCCAGUGUUUCGGAACGCUGAUUCUCGGCGCGAAGAAUCUGAAAACCUUGAAGCUUUUCCGGUGCUCCGGCGAUUGGGACCGCCUCUUCCAACUGAUGGCGGCUCGAGCCGCGAACAUUGUUGAGGUCCACCUCGAGAGGCUUCAGAUUAGCGACGUUGGAUUGCAAGCAAUCGCGAAUUACUCGAGUCUGGAGAUUCUGCAUCUUGUAAAGACUCCCGAAUGUUCUGAUAUCGGACUUGUUGCUAUUGCAGAUAGGUGCAAGCUUCUGAGGAAGCUUCACAUUGAUGGAUGGAAGGCGAAUCGAAUUGGCGAUGAAGGGUUAAUAGCUGUUGCAAAAGGUUGCCCUAAUUUACUUGAACUAGUGCUUAUUGGGGUUAACCCUACCAAAGCGAGUUUGGAAAUGUUGGCGUCUAAUUGCCAGAAUCUUGAGCGUUUGGCUUUGUGUGGAAGUGAUUCAGUUGGUGAUCCUGAGAUAUCUUGCAUUGCUGCUAAGUGUGUGGCGUUGAAAAAACUGUGUAUUAAGAGUUGUCCUGUUUCUGAUCACGGCAUGGAGGCAUUGGCGAGUGGUUGUCCCAAUUUGGUAAAAGUGAAGGUUAAGAAGUGUAAGUUGGUUACCCCAGAGGGUGGGGAUUGGUUGAGGAGGACUAGGGGUUCAAUUGCUGUUAAUUUAGAUACCGGUGAGGCAGAGCUUCAGGAAGCGAGUGCUAGUGAUGGAGGGGUACAGGAUAAUGGUCUGGAGUUUCCUCCAAUGCCCGCCCAAAUUGCGGCAGCGGCAGCCACCGCGUCUGGCAGCACAGCUCGGUCUAGUUCGUUCAAGUCAAGAUUAGGGCUUUUGUCUGGGAGGAGUUUAGUGGCUAGCACUUUAAGAAGAUGGUCGGGUGGUAGCACUAGUGCGCGCCAUGGUUAGGGACUAGGCCAAAUCCAGCCUGACUCUUUGACCAUUUUUCAUUGUUUUGUGUUGUAUCAUUUUAUUUUCAUAUUUCUUGUACUUAAAUUUGAAUAUGCCGUGUGAUGUUUAUUGCCUUUGGAAUUGAAGCUUCACGGUUGAAGUGAUGAUCACAUCGUUUUCUUUCUCUUUACAA